AUAAGUCAGUAAGUCGGUCUAUCAGUCGGCAGAGCGUAUGCCAUUCAAUUAUUCGUUAUCAAAAGUCUGUAUCAGUACAUCAACCAAUCAGUAAGUCAGUUAUUACGUCAGUCACCCGCUAAGUGAACAGGUACACCCGAAGUCUUAAAUAAGGUAACGAUAUACGUGCAGGCCAAUCAUAUCACCGAUUAAAGGGAAUUUCAACUGUCAAAUGAACUACAAAACCGAGUAAAGAAGAUUUCACCUUCCUUUGCUCUUAGGUAUCAAGAUGCCUUGCGAGAAAAACAGAUCAACUGUUGACCAGUGUCACAGGAAGUGUCGCUGUCAUGAUGGAGACCUUGUGUCUUGUUACAGAGUACGAAAACAAUUUACUGCCAUGAGCCCAACAGAGCGACAGCGCUUUAUUAACGCUUUCAAACUAGGUUCUUCUAGCCCUCAAUACCAAACCUAUUAUGAGGAUAUAGCCACGCUGCAUUCAAAAAUACCAAGCAAAUUUCUUCAUCACAUGCCUCAAAUAUUUCUUCCCUGGCAUAGAUGGUAUUUGAUGCAGUUUGAAAACUUUCUUCGUCAAAUUGAUUGUCGUAUAACAAUUCCUUUCUGGGACUGGACCGGAGAGUCAGAACACUGGACACAAGCGACAGUUUGGAGCCCAGGACCCGACGGUCUUGGGGGUAAUGGUAUAGCACCAAAUAACUGCGUUAUGAAUGGUCCAUUCCAACAAAAAGAAUUCCAAUUGCCUUGGUCUGCUGGUGGAGGCUGCAUUAAAAGAGAAUUUAACUUUUCUUGCUUUUUACCGAACUUGCAAAAAGUACGUGAUCUUAUCCAGCUUGAGAAUUUUACUCUCUUCGAACAUACAGUUCGUGAGCAAUUCCACACGACAUUCCAUGACUGUGUUGGAGGCAACAUGGCUCAUCAUUCCAAGGCUUCUUUUUCUCCGGAAUUUUGGCUUCUUCACAGUUUUCUUGAUAAACUUUGGACCGAUUGGCAGAAGAAGGGAGUGGCUUUCCAGUUCCAGUAUUACACCGAAAUCACUUUUACAAUGCCAGGUUCUGGACAGUUCCCCUGGGAGUUUCUUGAUCAAGAUAAUCUACCAGGAGGUGUACGAAUUGUGUAUGAAAACUCACCACCGUAAAGGUGGGAGGUGUGUACACACCAAAGGAGUCAUACUUAUUUUCAGAUCUAAGUAACCCAUUCACUUCUAUUUUUUCAAAUUUUAUUCCUGUUGGUUGGUCUGUCUUGAAAAAGCAACUUUAUUCCCAUUUCCUUGAGGGUGCUCGAAGGCUCCUCCUUUACAACUGUUAUGGUUUACAGGCGCCAAGCCUGGUAUGUCCGUGAUUGUUCUAGUUCCGCUUUCAGUAAUAUCUCUUAGUCACGACCAUCAUUUAUUGUUCGAAAGUAUCUUCGAGAUGCUGACAACCCAAGAAGACCACUAGACAAAUUGACUAAAUCGGUUCUAAUUUUCCUUCGGUCAAAAAAAUAAAAACCGACACAAAGGCUUUGAAAGAAAGAAUCAGACCACAUUAUGCUUUCGAGAGUAAAAUUCACCUUUAAGUUAAAUGUAAGGGAACAUGAAACAUUUCUUGAAAACGUGAAAACAAAUAGCCUUUACCGAAUGAGGAAUUUGUGUUUGGGUGCUGAUGGAUCCAUCUAUAGUCAGCCUCAAUAGCUGGUGGUUUCAAUUUUCAAAGACCAUUUUGAAGAAGGGAGAUAAAUUUUUGGAUGACCAAAUGUAUAUGAAAAUAUGGUAUAAAAAUAAAUUAGCCCCAAUCCCCAAUUUUUUUGUAGACAAAAUAUCAAAUUCAAUAUACAACAGCAAAAACCCACGAAUGAAAAUUGAGAGUUCGAUUUCAGGAGUACACAGCACAUGCCCCCUCUAAAGUACAGAUUUUUCCUUUCCACUCCUAAUCAAGAAGCCCAAGCUCAAAUCCCAGGUGGAGUCACUUGUUCAAUGCUGUGAUUCUGGGUAAGACUUCUUUGUCUUCCAGUACUUCUCUUCACCUUCAGUAAGGGGUGGGUAACAGACUAGCAUCCUUCUCAAUAGAGAUUAAAAUAUUCCUUGUAGCAGAAUGCCACCUAAACGAGGAAUAAAGCA
This is a messenger RNA of Pocillopora damicornis (cauliflower coral), 2092 nucleotides long. RefSeq lists its product as uncharacterized. Gene Ontology annotation, molecular function: oxidoreductase activity. The record is from RefSeq and is a predicted model, not a curated record. NCBI's taxonomy places the organism in Eukaryota, Metazoa, Cnidaria, Anthozoa, Scleractinia, Pocilloporidae.